AUGUUUUCAAUUUGGUUAUCAUUACUGAUAGUUCUAUCAGUCAAUAUCAUUAAUGUCAUAAAUUUACGUUGUAAUGAAGAUAUCGAUGGUUCUUUGCAAGUCAUCGAAAAUUGUCGAGCUUGUGUUAUUUUUAUUACUCCUACAAUCUCACCAUCGAUGAAUACAACAAAGACGACAACAGCAGCAGCAGCAACAAUAAUAACAACAGCAAUUUUACCAAGAAAUAUAUUUAUAUCAAAUGUUGAACCAUCAAUAGAAGAAUUAUUUUUAUUUGAUGAAAAGAAACGUCGACGCCGACGCCGACGACGACAUAAUGCCAAUACAGAAAUACAUCAACAAUGUGCACGGGAAAUCGAUGGUCCAUUAUAUGGUUAUGAUCAAACACAUUGCUAUUGUAAUUCUAAUCAAUGUAAUUCAAAUAUUCAACGAUGUAUUUAUGAAGUAACAUCAAAACGUCUUUUUGCAUGUUAUCAUGGUUCAAAUUCCACUCAAUAUCCACUUGGAAUUUUUGAUAAAUGUCGUAGUUGUCGUAUACGUACGGAAUUUAAUUCUAUAUACCAUUACGAAUGUUUAACAUUUGGUGAACAUGAACAAAAUAAUCAAACACAUUGUACAUGUCAACGACCCAUGUGUAAUCAAGAUAUAGCAGCAUGCCAACGAUUUCAGCCAGUACAAUCUCAUUUACGAACAAAUUUAGGUUUUACUCUUAUCUCAAAUUCAACUACAUUAACAUCAACAUUAUCAACGAAACUGACUAGUACUUCAACUAUAAAAAUAACUACUACAACCACAACAACAACUACGACGACAACAACCACUACUACAACUACAACUGCAACUUCUACUACAAGUCCGAUUGUGACUACAAUCAAUGAAACGACCAUGACUGAUACUGAAACAUCGUUUACUAGUACAACACGAAUCGAAGCAACAUUAUCAACUAGAAUCGAAACUGAAGAAGAAACUUCAACUGAAAAUUCCACGAUAAUUGAACUUACAACUUUAAAUGAAAAUACAACAUCAUUUAUUGAAAUAAAACAUCUUAAGACAGUGUAUAUUGAAGUCAAAAAUCAUGCAAAUUAUUUAUCAUCAAAUCAUUAUUUUAACUUUUACUAUGUUUUAAACAUUUUUAUUUCUUUUUAUUUAUUCGAUGUGAUCACUAGUUUUAUCUCUUAG
Molecule: messenger RNA, 1176 nt
Organism: Adineta steineri
Lineage: Eukaryota; Metazoa; Rotifera; Eurotatoria; Adinetida; Adinetidae
Source: the annotation of a GenBank genome assembly